AAAAAAGAAUUGAUCAGCAGCAGUUCAUGACGCUGUAAUUUUCAAUCAGGAACACUAAACGCAUGCAAGAUGGUCUCAUUAAAUCAUAUGAGACAAAACAAUAUAAGAAAGGGUUAAAAGCUGCCGAGGCUAUACUUAAGAAGUUUCCUAAUCAUGGAGAAACUCUUGCGAUGAAAGGGUUGACAUUAAAUUGUAUGGGCCGCAAAUCAGAAGCAUAUGACCUUGUUCGGAUAGGAUUGAAGAAUGAUCUUAAGAGUCAUGUUUGCUGGCACGUUUAUGGUCUUCUAUACAGGUCAGACAGAGAAUACAGGGAAGCAAUAAAGUGCUAUAGAAAUGCACUUAGAAUUGACCCUGACAACAUUGAGAUAUUACGGGACUUGUCUCUGUUACAGGCACAAAUGCGUGACUUGACCGGUUUUGUUGAAACAAGACUACAACUGCUGACAUUGAAGCCAAAUCACCGCAUGAAUUGGAUUGGCUUUGCUGUAGCACAACAUUUAAAUUCAAAUGCAUCAAAAGCUGUUGAUAUCCUUGAGGCGUAUGAAGGGACUCUAGAGGAUGAUUACCCUCCAGAAAAUGAAUGCCGUGAGCAUGGGGAGAUGCUUUUAUAUAAGGGGAAGGGGGGAGUAGGUUUCAUUAAACACAAUAUGGCAUUUGCAUUUGAGAUUGUUAAGUAUAUGUCUAAUAGUGGUUUUGCUGUUAGAUACUAUGAGGGGUUACAAAGGUGUCUUGGACUUUACUCUGAAGAUGCCAAAUAUUCUUCUGAUGAAAUUGAUCGUUUAGCAGCUCUUUAUGAAUCCCUUGCACAACAGUAUCAUAGAUCAUCUGCAGUAAAGGGAGUUCCUUCAUUGUUUUCUGAUCUCUCCCCUCUUUAUGAUCACCCAGAAAAGGCAGAGAUUCUAGAACAACUUGUUCUGAAGUUGGAGCACUCGGUCAGGACAAAUGGUUCUUAUCCUGGGAGUGAGGAUAAAGAACCCCCUUCAACACUUAUGUGGACUUUAUUUUAUCUGGCUCAGCAUUAUGAUAGACGCGGUGAGUAUGAUGCCGCUCUGUCAAAGAUUGAUGAGGCCAUUGAACACACUCCAACUGUAAUUGAUUUAUACUUGGUCAAGAGCCGCAUAUUAAAGCAUGCUGGUGACAUUCCAGCAGCAGCUGCAUUGGCUGAUGAAGCUAGGUGUAUGGAUCUUGCAGAUCGUUAUCUUAAUAGUGAAUGUGUGAAGCGUAUGUUGCAGGCUGAUCAGGUUGCUUUCGCUGAAAAGACAGCAGUAUUGUUCACAAAAGAUGGGGAUCAGCAUAAUAAUCUUUAUGAUAUGCAGUGCAUGUGGUAUGAAAUAGCAUCUGGGGAAAGCUAUCUGCGGCAAGGGGAUCUUGGGCGAGCUUUGAAGAAAUUCUUAGCUGUGGAAAAACAUUAUUCUGAUAUCACUGAGGACCAAUUUGAUUUCCAUUCAUAUUGCUUAAGAAAAAUGACACUUAGAACAUAUGUGGAAAUGCUGAAGCUUCAAGACAGGCUCCAUUCAUAUGCUUAUUUUCGUAAAGCCGCUGCAGGUGCCAUAAGAUGCUACUUGAGGCUGUAUGAUUCUCCUUCAAAGUCAGCAUAUGAAGAGGAUAAUGAAAUGUCAAAGCUCCCAUCAGCUCAGAAAAAAAAAUUAAGACAAAAACAAAGGAAAGCCGAAGCCCGAGCUAAGAAAGAGGCAGAGGUGAAAAGCGAGGAAUCUUGUGCAUCAGGUGUAUCUAAGUUAGGAAAACGUCAGGUGAAAGCAGUUGAUCCUGAUCCAAAUGGAGACCAAUUGUUGCAGGUUGAGGAUCCUCUGGUGGAAGCAACAAAGUACUUGAAGCUUCUGCAAAAACAUUCUCCCGAUUCGUUGGAAACACAUUUGCUUUCAUAUGAAGUAAACAUAAGGAAACAGAAAAUUUUGCUUGCUUUGCAGGCUGUAAAACAUCUAGUACGGUUGGAUGCUGAUAGUCCUGAUUCACAUCGUUGCCUGAUAAAAUUCUUCCAUAAGGCAGGGUCUUUGUCAAUUCCAGUUACUGAUGCUGAGAAACUUGUAUGUGAGGUCUUGGAAGCAGAGCGACUAACCUUUAGCCAGCUGCAAGGGAAGACUCUAAUUGAUGCAAACAGAACAUUCCUUGAAAAACAUAAAGAUUCAUUGAUUCAUAGGACUGCUGUAGCAGAGUCGCUGCAUGUUCUUGAGCCAAACAAGAAGGCAGAUGCAGUUAAAUUAAUUGAAGAUUCUGCAAUGGGCCCAAUUUCAAUGUCAUCAAGAAGCUGGAUGCUCAAGGACUGCAUUGCUGUGCACAAAUGUCUAGAUACAAAUUUGGAUGAUCGUGAUGCGGCAUUGAGAUGGAAGGAACGUUGUGCCGAGUACUUCCCAUAUUCUACCUACUUUGGAGGGUCUCGCAGCUCAGUUACUACUGGACAUCUUACACGACAAACUCCAGAAAAUGGGGCAGCUGCCCUAAAUGCUGACCUAAAAGCGGGGCACCUUCCUUCAAAUGGAAUAUUACAGAAUCUUGAUGGUCUCAAGGAUCUUGUCAUCUAAUUUAAUCACAUACGUCUCGACCUCUGAGAUAACUCGUGGGACAAAGCGAGGAGGAGCACAAGGCUGAAGGUAUAAGAAAAAGACCUGAAUCUA
This is a messenger RNA of Cuscuta campestris, 2633 nucleotides long. NCBI's taxonomy places the organism in Eukaryota, Viridiplantae, Streptophyta, Magnoliopsida, Solanales, Convolvulaceae. The record is from the annotation of a GenBank genome assembly.